AUGCCAGCAUUACCGUAUUUAUCCAUUUCCUCCAUUUGUUUACCGCGCCUUAUGAUCGCACACAGUGAUUUCCUACACACAGUUGGUGAGGCCCUACUGAUUCAGCUAUGUAUGAAGAAAUUUUCGAUGGACAGCUUAGAGAGUGCUCCUGUUAUUCCAAAUUUAAGUCUGCCAGAAAACAUCAGAAACACACACAUUAAAACAAGAGAACCUCUAUUUUGGAAGGUUGUUCAAGAAAUUGUGAAUGAAAUAUUCAUGGAAUUUCAUAACCCAGGAUGUUUACCUCCAGUGCAGUUGGAAUUUGGUGGUAGUUCUGUGAUAAUUCCCAGAGAACAACUGUGCAAAAAUGGCUAUGUUGAUGUGAAAAUGCCAUCUGGGGAAGUUUUUAGAGUAUUUAAUUCACAUGAAACCACAGAUGACAUACAGAACUACUCUUUACAAUUACUGAUGUGGUAUAUCCAUUUUUGUGAAUUUCAGGAUGGCAUACGAGAAGGAGACCCUUUCAGGACCAACAUUAACUUAAAAAGAAUGAUUCCCUUCUUUUACAGUCAUUCAGAUCGAUCCAAAUAUGCAGUUGAGUGCAUAGAUUAUAUCCUCAAAACAGAAGUUCUAUUACCACAGCACACAGCUAUGAGAGUGAGACUCGGUAGUUUUGUUAACCCACAUGGAAAGAAAGGAGGAAAUAAGCCAGCUGACAUGCAACAAGAAAAUAACAUUCUUGUUCUCAAAGAUGUUAUAAAAGGUUUAGGAGCUAACAAAACAAAAAAAGCCAUGGAACGUGCAUCUGCAGCAGCUCCUGUUGUGGCAGAAACUGUAGAAAAUUAUAUGAACAAUAUUGGGUGUGUAUCAAGGAGUGGAAAACACAAUACAAAAGACAAUUUGGAAGACGUGACACUUCUAGUCCAACUUUUAAGUCGAUUAGACCCAUUUAGUGUGAUUGAUAACCGCAAGAUGAAUUUUUACAGUGGUUUCAGGAAAAAUCCAUUCUCAGCUAUAUCUUCAGAUUUUAACUCCCAUCUUUUCAAAAUAGUUGAGCGCUUGAAAAGAUGUCAGAACAUUGACCUUGAAUACUACAACCAGUAACAAUCAACAAUAGGUAUGGGGAUGAGAAGGGAGUUGGGGGGGGGGGGUAAAUUGUGUCUGAUUGCAGUGUAUGAUUGCUGUUUGUAUUAUGUCAAAAUAAUGUUAUAUGUUUGGAUGUUUCAUGUAUUUUAGCUCACUUGAGCUAAAGUCUCAAGUGUCACAGCUUUUCUUAUCAAAAUUGUUAGUUGAAAUCAUUAUCUUAAUGUUUUCCUAUUUUUAUCACUUUAGAAUAAUUCUGCCGAUUUCAACCGCCAUAAGGUAUCUUUUGGACUACACACUUUUUAAGGGGAGAUAAUUUAAAACUAGUGAAUUUUAAUAGCAUCUUUUAAACAUCUUUUUCUCAGGAACCGCUAAGAUAGAAAAAAAAAAUGAAACUCAUGUAGAAGCUUCAUUUAUAGUGUAGAUUCAAGUCAUGUUCAUGUCAUGACCUGCAGGGUAAGGUGGGGCCAUGAAGGGCAAUCAGUGUAGCAUAGAAAUAUAUAGGAAGAAUCUUAAGAAAUUGGAAAAGCAAUGAUUAGUCAUAUUUAUGGGAAAACAUCCUCAAAUAUUGUUGAUUCAAGUUUAUAGGAAAAAUCUUUUAAAUUUUUCUCAAGGCUAGCAAAGCCAUGAUAAGUGAAUUUUACUGUCAAGAGUGUUUUAUUAGUGUAGAUUCAAGUUUGUUCAAAUGACCCUCAAAGGUAGAAUGGCAAUGGCCCACGCUGUUAUCAAAACUUUACAUGUGAAAACACAAUAGGGCCAUGUGAUUGAGGAGAGAAAUGUGGCCAGUGGGCCUCUUUGUUAUAUGUAUUUAAUUGAAGAUAAUAUGUAGUAAAAGAAUAUAUUUCAACUGAAACUUCAUAACAAAUGUGCGCCAGUAGUUGAAUUCUUUUCAUGUAUUAAAAAUCAUAUAAAAAUCAAAUGUUUCAUUUUUACAUCUGACACUAAGUC
Messenger RNA from Saccostrea cuccullata (small rock oyster), 2010 nucleotides. RefSeq lists its product as uncharacterized. NCBI's taxonomy places the organism in Eukaryota, Metazoa, Mollusca, Bivalvia, Ostreida, Ostreidae. The record is from RefSeq and is a predicted model, not a curated record. Bases 1 to 1083 code for a protein of 360 amino acids. The transcript has 2 exons.